CAAACCUCAUCUGCGUGUUUCAAUGUCCAAGUGUUGGGAAAUAACUCAGUCCAUCGUGAGGGAACUGAAAUAAACUCUUCCGAAGAUGAUGCGAGGAUACCGACCGACUCCAGUCUCCAACUCGACCCUGUCCUUCUGCGGCACGGAGAACUCCUCCGCGUAUAAGGUGGACAAUGGCCUUCUGAACAACGGCUGCUUUCUGGACGCUCUCGGUGUGGUUCCUCAUGUGUUCCUGCUGUUCAGCACCUUCCCCAUCCUCUUCAUCGGCUGGGGCAGUCAGAGCUCGAAGGUUCACAUUCAUCACAGCACGUGGCUUCAUUUCCCCGGCCACGACUUGCGCUGGCUUUUCACCACGGUCCUGCUGUUCGUGCUGGUGUGUGAGAUCGCUGAGGGAAUCGUGUCGGACGGGUUUAAUCAGUCUCGUCAUCUUCACCUCUACAUGCCAGCCGGACUCGGGAUUCUGGCCGCCGUCACGUCCAUCAUCUAUUACCACAACAUCGAGACCUCCAACUUCCCCAAGCUGCUUAUCGCUCUGCUGAUCUACUGGACUUUGGCCUUCAUCACCAAAACCAUCAAGUUUGUGAAGUACGAUUGCCACGGCAUCGGGCCGAGACAGCUGCGGUUCUGCAUCACGGGCCUCCUGGCGCUCCUGUACGGGCUUCUGCUGGGGGUCGAGGUCAACGUGAUCCUGCGCCGGCGCUACUUGUGGUUUGCGUUUCCCACGGAGGUGAAGCCACCCGAUGAUCUUCAGGAUCUGGGAGUUCGGUUCCUCCAACCGUUCGUAAACCUGCUGUCGAAGAGCACGUACUGGUGGAUGAACACCUUCAUCACAUCGGCACACCAGCGGCCCAUCGACCUGAAGACCAUCGGCAAGCUGCCCAUCUCCAUGAGGGCGCUCACCAACUACCAGCGGCUCCGCAAGGCCUUCGACGCGCAAGCCGAGGACGGGCCCGUCCCGCUGAAGGGCUCGAGGUGGAUCUGGCGUUCCCUUCGGCUGGCGUUCGGCAGACCUCUGGUGCUCAGCAUCACCUUCCGCUUCAUGGCGGAUCUGCUGGGCUUCGCCGGGCCGCUCUGCAUCUCGGGGAUCGUUCACCACAUCAGCAGUGACAAUCACAGCGCUCUGCCUCCGGUGAAGCUGCUUGGCGUGCACUUCAUCUCCUCGGAGGCGUUCCUGGCGAAUGCGUAUGUUCUCGCUGUUCUGCUGUUUCUGGCCCUGUUGCUGCAGAGGACUUUCCUACAGGCCUCGUAUUAUGUGGCCAUUGAGACCGGGAUAAAACUCAGAGGAGCCAUUCAGACUAAGAUUUACAAUAAGAUCAUGCGCCUGUGCACUUCUAACAUGUCUAUGGGUGACAUGACCACGGCCCAGAUCUGCAGUCUCGUGGCCCGUGACACCAACCACCUCAUGUGGUUCUUCUUCCUCUGUCCCAACCUGUGGGCCAUGCCGGUUCAGAUUGUCAUUGGUGUGCUACUCCUCUACUAUCUGCUGGGAGUGAGCGCUCUGAUCGGGGCGACUGUUAUCGUGGCGUUGGCUCCGCUGCAGUACUUCGUAGCCACUCGGCUCUCACGCGCGCAGAAGAGCACUCUGGAAUACACCAGUGAGAGACUGAAGAAAACCAACGAGCUUCUGAGGGGGAUCAAGCUCCUGAAGCUCUACGCGUGGGAACACAUCUUCAGAUCCAGCGUUGAGGAAACACGCAGACAAGAGCUGAGCAACCUCCGGACGUUUGCUCUCUACACGUCCCUCUCCAUCUUCAUGAAUGCCGCCAUCCCGAUCGCUGCUGUUCUCACAAUCUUUGCGGUGCACGUGCGAGUUCACAGUGUCUCCGACUCGGAUCUGUCUCCCGCUGUGGCCUUCGGGUCCCUGUCGCUCUUCCAUAUACUGGUGACGCCGCUGUUCCUGCUCUCCAGUGUCCUGCACUCCACAGUUAAAGCCCUCGUCAGUGUGCAGAAACUGAGUGAAUUUCUUGGCAGUGCAGAGAUCGAAACUGACCAGGAUCCCAUCGCCCAAAGUCCAGCGAACAACAACGGCAACAUUAAGUCUGUCUAUGCAUUACAGCUCCAGGCCAAACUAGUGAAUCGUAAGAAUAAAUCCAAACAAGACGUGAACAGGAACUUUGAGCAUCAAGACCAGAAACUGACAGAAUCAGCGGCUCCGGAGGACGAAGUGUGUAUUAAGAUUAUAAACGGCUACUUCACAUGGACACAGGGAUGCCCGACUCUCACCAAUAUUGACAUCAAGGUUCCCUUCGGGCAGCUGACGAUGAUCGUAGGGCAGGUGGGAUGUGGGAAAUCCUCUCUCUUACUGGCGGCACUGGGAGAAAUGCAGAAGAUUUCUGGAAACAUCACAUGGAACAGUUUACCCAAGAGUGAUUCAGAAGAAAAUGCGAGAGCUCAUCAUACGAGUGGAAGGCCGUCACUGCCGAAGAGAGGUUCGGUAGCCUACGCUUCCCAGAGGCCGUGGCUCUUAAACGCCACCGUUGAGGAGAACAUCUUGUUCGACAUGGCUCCCAAUGAGAAGAGAUAUAAGGAGGUGAUGGAGGUCUGUCAGCUUCAGCCAGACGUCGACACACUUCCACAGGGAGAUCAGACGAUGAUUGGAGAGAGGGGCAUCAUUCUCUCCGGAGGCCAGCGCCAGCGGAUCAGCGUGGCUCGAGCGCUGUACCAGCACACCAAUGUGGUUUUCCUGGACGACCCGUUUUCAGCUCUGGACAUUCACCUCAGUGACCAUCUCAUGCACGAGGGGAUCCUCAAGUUCCUCCGGCAGGAAAAGAGGACCGUUGUGCUGGUCACACACAAACUGCAGUAUUUACCUCAUGCAGACUGGAUCAUCGCGAUGCGGGACGGGACGGUCCAGACGCAGGGGACGCUGAGGGACAUCCAGGCCGCCGAACCCGAGCUGUUCGAGCAGUGGAGGACCCUGAUGAACCGGCAGAACAAAGAGAACAGCACCGAACUGAAGAGGAAGAGUUUCAGACGGGCCAUGUACUCCCGGGACACCCUGGCCACGGAGGACGAGGACGAAGCUGCUGAUGUCUCUGUCAGUGAACUGAAAGACAGCUCAGCCAGCACAGAUGAGGAGAGCCUCAGGGCGGAGCUGCGUCACAGGACCCACAUCCCCUGGAGCUCGUUGUUCUCGUACCUGAGAUCUGCAGGCCUCGUCCUCCUCGCGCUGCUCGUGUUCUCUCAGCUCUGCAAACACACACUCAUGGUGGCCAUCGACUUCUGGCUCGCUCACUGGACCACACACGUCAUCGCAGCGCAGAUCGAGACCAGCGAGAGGAACUGCAGCGACACUGGGGAGUGUGUGUUCCAGCACUCGCUGUACCUGCAGGUGUUCAGUGUGUUGUGUGUUCUGGGGAUCGUCCUGUGUCUCGUCACGUCUCUGGCGGUCGAGUGGACGGGUUUACGAGUGUCCAGAGAGCUUCACUGCAGCCUCCUCCGCAUCAUAGUUCUCGCGCCCAUGAGGCUGUUCGAGACAACGCCACUGGGGAACAUCCUGAACCGGUUCUCCACUGAUACCAACACAAUCGAUCAGCAUAUCCCGGUGACGAUGGAGUGUUUGAUCCGCUCGACGCUGCUGUGUGUGUCAGCGGUGGGCGUCAUCUCGUACGUCACGCCGGUGUUCCUCAUCGCGCUGCUGCCGCUGGCCGUCGCCUGCUACUUCAUACAGAAGUAUUUCAGAGUCGCUUCCAGAGACCUGCAGCAGUUGGAGGACAGCACUGAGAUGCCGCUUCUGUCCCAUUUCUCUCAGACCGUAGAGGGGCUCACGACCAUUAGAGCGUUCAGGCACGAGCAGAAGUUUAAGAAGAAGCUGCUGGAACACACCGAUGCGAAUAACAUCUCCUCGCUCUUCCUGACGGCGGCCAAUCGCUGGCUGGAGGUCCGCAUGGAAUACGUCGGGGCGUUUGUGGUCCUGAUCGCGGCCGUCGCCUCUAUAACCAGUGCGUUAUACAGCCAGCUCUCGGCCGGACUGGUGGGACUGGGACUGACCUACGCAUUAAUGGUGUCGAACUACCUGAACUGGAUCGUGCGUAACCUGGCUGAUAUGGAGGUUCAGUUGGGGUGUGUGAAGAGAGUCAGCGCUCUGAUACACACCGAGGCUGAGAACUACGACGGACUCAUGACUCCGGCUCAGGUUCCUGCAGGAUGGCCGAAGUACGGAGAGAUCCAGAUCCAGAACCUGAGCGUUCGCUACGACACCAGCCUGAGACCGGUUCUGAGACACGUCAACGCUCACAUCAAACCUGGACAGAAGGUGGGGAUCUGCGGAAGGACAGGGAGUGGGAAGUCGUCGUUCUCUCUGGCUCUCUUCAGAAUGGUGGACUCGUUCGAGGGGCAAAUUAUCAUUGAUGGGAUUGAUAUCGCCAAGCUUCCCCUGCAAACGCUCCGAUCAAAGUUCUCCAUUAUCCUGCAGGAUCCCAUUUUAUUCAGUGGAACAAUUCGGUUUAAUCUGGAUCCGGAGAGAAAGGCCACAGAUGAAAUGCUCUGGGAAGCUCUUGAGAUCGCUCAGCUCAUGCCAGUGGUUAAAGCUUUACCCGGAGGACUGGACGCGGUGGUGACGGAGGGCGGUGAGAACUUCAGUCAGGGUCAGCGUCAGCUCUUCUGUCUCGCUCGGGCCUUCGUGAGGAAGACCAGCAUCCUCAUCAUGGAUGAAGCCACAGCAUCCAUCGACAUGGCCACAGAGAGUAUUCUGCAGAAAGUGGUGAUGACGGCGUUCGCGGACCGAACAGUGGUGACCAUCGCACACCGCGUUCACACUAUCCUGGGCUCAGACGCGGUGAUCGUGAUGAAGCGCGGCGGGAUCGUGGAGUACGAUGAGCCUGAUGUGCUUCUGGAGCAGAAGGACAGCGUUUUCUCCGCGUUCGUAAGAGCCGACAAAUAAAGAUCCAUCAUGGAGAAAGUGGAUCUUUAUGGCUGGAUAUGGUUUCUAUUCCUUUCUUGUAAAGUAAUAAAAUGCUGAAUUGCACAAUAAUCUGCAUAUUGGUUGAUUGAACUAAACUAUCUGAAAUAAAAAUGUGCUGUAUGUGUUUU
This is a messenger RNA of Rhinichthys klamathensis goyatoka, 5031 nucleotides long. RefSeq names its product ATP-binding cassette, sub-family C (CFTR/MRP), member 8b (gene abcc8b). Gene Ontology annotation, molecular function: sulfonylurea receptor activity; ATP binding; ABC-type transporter activity. Gene Ontology annotation, cellular component: membrane. Bases 86 to 4882 code for a protein of 1598 amino acids. The record is from RefSeq and is a predicted model, not a curated record. Gene Ontology annotation, biological process: potassium ion transport; transmembrane transport. NCBI's taxonomy places the organism in Eukaryota, Metazoa, Chordata, Actinopteri, Cypriniformes, Leuciscidae. The transcript is spliced from 41 exons.